This is a messenger RNA of Cornus florida, 1008 nucleotides long. Its product is annotated as syntaxin-71-like. Gene Ontology annotation, molecular function: SNARE binding; SNAP receptor activity. The transcript has 9 exons. The record is from RefSeq and is a predicted model, not a curated record. Gene Ontology annotation, biological process: intracellular protein transport; vesicle fusion. Gene Ontology annotation, cellular component: endomembrane system; SNARE complex. Lineage: Eukaryota; Viridiplantae; Streptophyta; Magnoliopsida; Cornales; Cornaceae. Bases 106 to 906 code for a protein of 266 amino acids.
CGCUCCAAGAAUCACUUUGUCCCUCCUUUCCUCGCUAAUUAUCCCCCAUAGUUUUAAGUUUAAUCCGAAGCUUUUGUGUGUGUAUACAUAUAUAGAUAUAGAGAGAUGAGUGUGAUCGAUUUGAUAACUAGAGUGGACGCAAUAUGCAAGAAAUACGACAAGUACGACAUCGAUAAACACAACGACCUCAACAUCUCCGGCGACGAUGCUUUUUCCCGUCUUUUUGCCGCCGUCGAGGCCGACCUCAAUCAAGCCCUCCAGAGAUCAGACGCUGUGGCAACAGAGAAAAACAGGGCAACAGUUGUCGCCAUUAAUGCUGAGAUACGGAGAACCAAGGCUCGCUUGCUUGAGGAACUUCCCAAAUUGCAAAGAUUAGCGCUUAAAAAGGUCAAAGGACUUUCUAGAGAGGAUCUUGAGGCUCGAAGUGAUCUGGUUGCUUCACUAAAAGAGAGGAUUGAAGCGAUACCUGAUGGGUCUACAAAUGGAGCAAAACAAAAUGGUGGUUGGUCAGCUUCAUCCUCACAUACAGGAAUCAAAAUAGACUUCCCUUCAGAUGGAAAAUUUAAUAAGGAGUACUUUCAGAAUACUGAAGAGUCGACCAAUUUUAGGCAGGACUAUGAAAUGCGAAAAAUGAAACAGGAUCAAGAUUUGGAUGUAAUAGUAGAAGGAUUGGAUACAUUGAAGAACAUGGCCAAUGACAUGAAUGAGGAAUUCGAUCGGCAAGUUCCAUUGAUGGAUGAAAUAGAUGACAAGGUUGACAGGGCAACCUCUGACCUCAAGAACACUAAUGUGAGACUCAAGGAUACGGUGACCCGGCUCAGGUCCAGUCGCAACUUUUGCAUCGACAUCAUCCUCUUAUGUCUAAUUUUAGGAAUCGCUGCGUAUUUAUACAAUGUGUUAAAGUGAACCAAGAAUUCCGACAAUUGCGUGGUCGACGGCAUUUCUAUGCUUACAAGGAUUCUGUGUGCAUUCGUAUAUUCUCUCUCUCUUUUUUUUUUUUUUUUUUUU